GGGUGCAGGGAGGGAUGGGGCAGCUCCAUGAGCAUCCCACCAACGGUCCCCAUCCUUCCCCCCCCAACGCAGGACCUGGUGAAAAACCACCUGAUGUACGCUGUGCGGGAGGAGGUGGAAGUGCUGAAGGAGCAGAUUAAGGAACUGCUGGAGAAGAACUCGCAGCUGGAGCGUGAGAACAGCCUCCUGAAGACCCUGGCCAGCCCCGAGCAGCUGGAGAAGUUCCAGUCACGGCUCCCAUCCGAGGUGUUGCACCCCCAGGAGCAGAACCCGGGGGCUGCCCCCCCGGCCCAGCACUCGGGGGGCUCUGCGGUGUAAAGUGGCUCUGUCCUUGGGGUGGGCAGAGCCACGGAACUCUUUCUACUUCAUCUCCUGCAACGAUACCAAAAUAAGCCAAGUUUUUCUGCCUUGGCGCAGAGGACUGCCGGAGCCCGGUGCCGGGAUGCUCGUCCCUCCGGGAGAUGCCGGUGGCUGACCCCCACCUGUCUGCCCUCCCUGCAGUGUGUGGGGCAGAGCUCGCCGAGACCCCGUAGUGCUGUCCAUGGGGAUGCGGCUGGAAGGAGCGCGCCGAGCCCCAGCGUUGUGGGGGGUGGGGGGAGCAACCCAAACCUGGACUUGAGCAGCUGUCGUGGUUGCACGCACGUCGGCGUGGGGAUUACAAGGAAAGAAAGAGAGAACAACAACCAAAAAAAAAAACAAACCAAGCAAACCUUGUUUGACUGUAGUUGAGGUGUUUCUGUAGCUGUGUCUAUGCGGUGCCGGCGGGAUGCUGCAGGCUGGCUGUGCCCUCCUGGGCAGGAUUUGAGAGGAGACUGGAAUGGCAGUAGGGUGGAACUGGGGGAACUGGGUGGCCAGAGGCCCCAAAACUGCCCCGAAAUGGGGGAUGGCAGCGAUGGGUGCGGCGCUCCCCCCCAGGUGACGGGACGUCCCUGCAGACGUCGGACGGUUGGAGCGAUGAUGUGGUUGUGUACAUUUUUAGCUAGAAAUUGCAAUAAAGUCUACUUUUUUAUAGAA
Molecule: messenger RNA, 1014 nt
Organism: Meleagris gallopavo (turkey)
Lineage: Eukaryota; Metazoa; Chordata; Aves; Galliformes; Phasianidae
Source: RefSeq, a predicted model, not a curated record